Molecule: messenger RNA, 800 nt
Organism: Salvia hispanica
Lineage: Eukaryota; Viridiplantae; Streptophyta; Magnoliopsida; Lamiales; Lamiaceae
Product: homeobox-leucine zipper protein ATHB-17-like
Biological process (GO): regulation of DNA-templated transcription
Molecular function (GO): sequence-specific DNA binding; DNA-binding transcription factor activity, RNA polymerase II-specific
Source: RefSeq, a predicted model, not a curated record
AUUAUUAAUUCAACCAUAAUUGUGCUCCAAUAUCUCCUAAUCACUCUUUGAAGAUUUCAUGGAGAUUUUGCCUCCUAAUUCUUCUUGCUUGGAACUAUCCAUAGCCAUGCCCUCUUUCCCAUCUUCCGAGGCAAAAGGAAAAAUAAAAUUACUGGACAUAAAUGAAGCACCCUCAAGAUCGGAAGAAGAAUGCGUGGAGGAAGAAGACGAAGAUAGCCCGGUUCCUAGAAAGAAACUCCGGCUCACAAAAGAUCAGUCUCGUCGUCUUGAACAAAGCUUCGUACAAAAUCAAACCUUAAAUCCUAAAGAGAAGGAAGAUUUAGCAAUGGAAUUGAGAUUAAAGCCAAGGCAAGUGGAGGUGUGGUUUCAGAACCGUAGAGCAAGGAGCAAGAUGAAGCAAACAGAAGUAGAGUGUGAGUACCUAAAGAGAUGGCUAGGAGCAUUGACUGAACAAAACAGAAAGCUGCAAAAGGAGGUGGAGGAGCUUCGCUUCAUCAAGGCAGCGCCGCCGCGGGUCUCUGCCCUCAGCAUGUGUCCUCGCUGUGAGCGUGUCACCCCCGCUGCCUCAUAUUUAAAUACUUAGCUUUUAUUUUCUAAUUAGCAAAUCACUAAUUAGCUUAUGAUACUAGCAACAAAGGCGACAUAUGCUCAAUUAGUGUUGAUAACAUAUUGUGUAUAACCUUUUUCAUCUUAAUUGUAUAAUCAAUGCAUGUGGUACUUAACUAAAGCAAAACAAUAUUAGAUAUGCACAUAAUGUCACGCAGUUUCUCUUAAAAAAUCCCAUAAGCAACGAUUAUAUA